Molecule: messenger RNA, 3125 nt
Organism: Hypoxylon trugodes
Lineage: Eukaryota; Fungi; Ascomycota; Sordariomycetes; Xylariales; Hypoxylaceae
Product: pH-response regulator protein palH/rim-21
Exons: 2
Coding region: 215-2500 (761 amino acids)
Biological process (GO): cellular response to pH
Cellular component (GO): plasma membrane
Source: RefSeq, a predicted model, not a curated record
UAACGCAUCUAAUUCUACACGUCCUCGAUCGACCGAUAAAUUCCACCGUUGCACGUAAUACUCGACCGAAUCGAAACGGCGUAACACGAAAAAUAACUGAAUUAUUCUAGCCCCUUUGUAGGCUAUUCUCGUUCCAUGGCGAACGCCUCGCGAUAGCAUCCUAAGUGCCCGAACGUCGCCGCCCUGCGACUGGCUGCUUAUCCGUCUCUUUGGGAUGGCUUUGCCUCACGUCUGGCAGGCUAGGGCGGCUGCCAACCCAACUUUGACUGCUGAUGCUGCUUGUACCCCCUACGCUUUGCCAUCGAAUGGCGUAUUGGAACUUCCAGGAGCCGACCCGACGACCUUGACGGCCGAAGCUGUCUAUAUGCCCCUGUGCACGGCCACCGCCGUUGUCCAACCCGCUAUUAUUGCGAACGGAGCCUUUGACGUGGACGACACAUCAUCCGCCUCUAAUCCCCAAUUCUCCGACUUUCGCGAUCCCUUUUAUGCUUCGAUAUUUCCACAAUGUUAUGUUUUGGCUGCUACAACGGUUCUGGCUUAUUUACUACUUAUUAUGCUUGUAAUUGCGCCUCGAUCCUUUCUUGACGGCGGAGUCGUCGUUUUGGGUCGGCGUGGAUUUACAAACGGCCCUUCGAACGGCAUUAGUAUUGGCGGUCGUCCAUGGCUACAGAAAGUUGCAGCUUUAACUGUUGCUAUCUCACUAAGCAUUGCCACGGCGGAUACGUUUCGCGUCGCCGAAGAACAAUACGCGUUUGGGAUUCAGAACGGGCCGCAGCUUCAGGAUGAGGUAUUAGGUGGAACCCAGCUGAAAGUUAUUCAACUUAUCUCCGAUACUUUCCUCUGGUUGGCUCAAGCCCAGACACUCAUACGAUUGUUUCCUCGGCAGCGGGAAAAAGUCAUCAUAAAAUGGACGGCUUUCUCGCUUAUUACAUUGGAUGUCAUCUUUGGUGCCCUCAACAGCUUCCGUUACACAAAGCAGGGCAACACCAGGCCGCGUAGCUUUACGGACGCGGUGCCAGCAUUAAGCUACCUUUUCCAACUAUCCCUCGGUUUGCUAUAUGCUGCGUGGGUGCUCUACUACUCUCUUAUGAAGAAGCGGUAUGCUUUUUAUCAUCCCUUGAUGAAAAAUAUCUGCUUAAUGGCGACUCUUUCCAUUAUAUCGAUUCUCGUCCCGGUGAUAUUCUUCGUCCUCGAUAUCGCAAAACCUGAGUUGACUGGUUGGGGUGAUUAUGUUAGGUGGGUUGGUGCAGCAGCAGCGAGUGUUGUGGUAUGGGAAUGGGUUGAACGCAUCGAAGCUCUGGAACGUGAAGAGAAGAAAGACGGAGUGCUUGGAAGAGAGGUUUUCGAUGGCGACGAAAUGAUGGAGAUAUUUCCAACGGAUCUUUCAUGGGGGAGCCGACGACGGAAGAACAAGAGAAAAAGCGAGGAGGAAGAUGACGACGAGGGAGAGAGUGGCAACAGCUCGUCAUUUGGCGGGCGAAGCAACAUGUGGCCUGCUAUGUCAUCUAUUGCGACGCGCUGUAGAUCGAAACCGGAAAGUAGUCCCGACAGAAGGCAGCAACCACCUUUGACAAGCAGGCCAACAGGAAUACUUCUUCAGCCUCCGUUAUGGCCUUCUCGGCCGCCCCCAGCAGUUACACCAGUAAGCAGAACUGACACUGCAAGUGCUGAUAGCACCCUUUACGCGGUUCGAUAUCAGCCUCUUACGGAGACAACCACGAGAACCACGGACGAUAGAAAUGGCCGACCAUUGUCUAGAAGCAACAGUGCUACCUCUUCAGCAUCAAGCCCAACAUCAGAAAGCAAUGGACAGGCAGGGAGCCCUACUACAUCUCGGCACCCUUCAUCGGCGCCGUUGCCGGAGAAGAAGGUAUAUGAGGAAGGAAAUUCGAAUCGUUGGCAUUAUUUGAAUCCAUUCCAUCGUACUGCUAGGGAACCUCCCGCCGAGGUUCUUCCACAUACAGUACAAAAGCUGCCCAAGCAGCGGCGCGAUUACGAAAACGUUGGUAGAUGGGAUGUUAGAGGACGCAUAGAAAUCUUUGCCGCCGCGCAGGCGGAGAGAGUUCUAGAGCGGAUCCGGCCAACUCCUGACACGGAUAGCCUACCAGUUACUGUCAUACCUGCCCCCCCUCGCCGUGGCGCUGCACUAGCCCAGUUACUAGAAGAAGAGGAAUUGCAGAUUCAACCCCAGGGUCAACCAACCAUAUCAAGUUCUACGCCGUCGACAUACACCCCAAGAAAUCCGAACUCUGGACCAAUGUCGCCAUCGCGCCAUGUGGCUAGGAACGGUAGCACGGCAUCAACCGCACCUAGGUCCAACCCAAGCUCGACAGAUAGAAGCGAUACGUUUGCUCGUAGACAAUCUAGCACGCGGGGCGGUAGUUCGUUGACAACCUCGACUGAACGGGGCGGGGGCCAACGAGAAAGACAAGCUGGGGGGAGGCGUCCGGUGGAUGAUAUUUUACAGGAUGGACACUAUCCGAACUCAUCACCGGUCUAGAAUACUCCCGACCUUGUCUAUUCAAUCUUCGUGCUCUAACGGCAGCGUGGCGCUUCGGGCUGUUUUUUCCGGGGUUUAAUGGAAUUUCAUGGUAGCAUUGUAUGGCGCACGGUUAACAAAAGGGAAAUAACAUACUGAGUUUCCCUGCUUCUUCAACAAGGGUGAUUGGAACGACGAAUCAUGAUGUAUUCACGUCAAUAGAGGCCAUCAAACAAUAUGUUUGGCAGGCGGUUACAGCUACUGUAUAUAUAGGAGCAUUUUGGGACAUUUUCAUCACUGAGAUUCAGUGAUUGACAGCAUAUACGGCGCAUUGGGGUUGAGGGGAUGAAGGACUUGGAUAUUGAGCCUUCAUCCCAAAAGUUAUCUACGUUGGAAUGGACCUAGGUGACAUAAAUACCAGGCCGAUCAUGACAUCUACGUUACAAAUACCUAGAUAGGCCGUUAGUUAAGCAGCGCCUCCUAAUUGGAUAGGGGGCCGUCAAAUAAGAGAAGAUUAACUAAACACAGAUUGGUCUUUCAUUCUGAGUAAAUUAAUUAUGAGUGGUUGUUCAUUCCGUGAAGGACGGCUUAGGAUUACCAUUUGCUAUUUGCGGUAAAUGUUAUAAGCCAAGUUGGCCAAUUACAC